Lycium barbarum (goji berry) is the source of this 582-nucleotide messenger RNA. RefSeq lists its product as uncharacterized. The record is from RefSeq and is a predicted model, not a curated record. The transcript is spliced from 3 exons. Lineage: Eukaryota; Viridiplantae; Streptophyta; Magnoliopsida; Solanales; Solanaceae. The coding region runs from base 1 to 582 and encodes 193 amino acids.
AUGACUCCUUCCACCUCUGCACACUCCAAAGAGGGAGAAGGAGAGUCCUAUGAAGCUGGGUCUGAGAGUGCAGAGGCUGCGUGUAGCGGGUCUGCGUCAGGAGAGCCUUCGGUGAGUGAGGAAGGUACAAAUGAAAGUGGCUCAUCUAAGCCCACAGAUACCCUGGCUCCAAAUUAUGAUUGUUCCUCGAACUCAAUUCAAAGCAAGAGCAGUACUGUCAUUGUUGUUGUUGCUGCAACUGCUGCUAUACCACCACCACAAUCUGCUGCUGCGCCCGCUACUUCUGCGAGUGCUACAACUUCAUCUGUUCCACCACCACCAGCGCAGUCUGGGGUUGAUCUAUUGACAUUCUCUAGAGCGAAUUACCGAGAAAUAGCCUUCAAAACAUUAAAGGCUGAAAAGCAAAUCGGGGCGCAAAAGCGAGUAGAGGAACCUGUUCUGGCACCACAAGCCAACUUGGAUAUUGAGAUCUCUGUUAAGAACCUGCCCAACUCAGAGGAGGAAAAAGAAGAGUUAGAGAAGACCCGAGCAAAAUGGCCGCUAGAUGUCGUAGAUCAGGUAGUUAAGAAUUUGGGGGAGUGA